AUGAAGGCGUUGGCGCCGUUUGUCGAGGAAAAAGUUCGGGAUAAAAUCAUCGCGGACGGCGAAGCGUACGCGCCGUCGGAAAAGAUCCUCACGCCCGUGGACAACCAACCGGAGAAGAUCAAGGCCGUGCUGCGAGAGUACCAGCUCGAGGGGAUUCGGUGGAUGACGCGGAUGUACGACGACGGGUGCUCGUGCAUUCUCGCGGACGAGAUGGGCCUCGGGAAGACGCUUCAGUCGAUUUCGUUCCUCGCGUGCCUCCACGAGAUGCGAAACGUGAAAGGCCCGCACCUGGUGAUUUGCCCUCUGUCCGUGUUGUCGUCGUGGAUGGACGAGCUCCAGAAGUGGUGCCCGUCGUUCCGCGUCGUGAGGCUGCACUCCACGGACGAGAACGAGCGGCAGCGACUCAGGAAAGAGGUCGUCAUGAACGUCGGGUCGUACGACGUCGCGGUGACGACGUACGAGAUGGCGUGUAACCCGACGUUUAAUCUGACGUUGUCGCAGAAAGUCUACUGGCGGACGAUGAUCUUGGACGAGGGGCACAAGGUGAAGAUCGAAGAAACGGCCGCACAUGGGGUGUUAUCAAGGGUACACCGCCAGCACACGCUGUUACUCACGGGGACGCCGGUGCAGAAUAAUCUACACGAGCUCUACGCGAUUCUCGCGUUUUUACACCCCGACGUCUUCACCUCCGCGAAAGCGUUCGACGCGGCGUUCGACUUGGGGAGCAAAGAGCACAAGGUGGACUCCGGGACGUUAAAUCACGCGCACUUUUUGAUGAAGCCGUUCGUUUUGAGGAGGAUAAAAGGCGAGGUGGAGGUGAGUCUCCCGGAGAAGACGGAGACGAAGAUCAUGUGCCCGCUGUCGCCCGCGCAGACGUUUUGGUACCGUCGGCUGUUGAUGCGCGAGAGCGGCGCGCUGAACGAGGCCGAGUCGGCGAUGUUGAGGAAACACAGCGGCGGCGGCGGUGGGGGCGGCGACGGCGCGAAGUCCUCCGAGGGCGGCGGCGGCGGCGGCGGCGGCGGCGGCGGCGAGAAGAAGCUUCAGUCGCUCCUCAUGCAGCUUCGGAAGUGCUGCAACCAUCCGUUCUUGUUCGCGGGGACGGACGUCCCCGAGGACGGCGUUCCGAUCGAGGAGCUCGUCGAAGCGUCCGGGAAGCUCGCGGUCCUCGAUCGCAUCUUGAGACGGCUGAAAGACGCCGGUCACAGGGUCGUUCUGUUCUCGCAGUUCACGUCCAUGCUCGACAUUCUGAGCGAUUUUUUAACCCUCCGCGGGUAUCAGGCGCGUUCUAUACACUGGUUCCCAUACGACCGCUACGCGAGACUCGACGGCAGCACGAACCGCGUGCAGCGAUCCGUGGACAUCGCGGCGUUCAACCGCCCAAACUCACCGAUGUUUGCGUUUCUCUUAUCCACGCGCGCGGGCGGCCUCGGCGUCAACUUACAGACCGCGGACACGUGCAUCCUGUUCGACAGCGAUUGGAACCCGCAAGUCGACACGCAAGCGAUGGCGCGCGUGCAUCGCAUCGGGCAGAAGAAACCCGUGCACGUGUAUCGCCUCAUCACCGCGGACUCGGUCGAAGAGCGCAUGCAGCAGCGCGCGGAGAAGAAGCUCUUCUUGGAGCAGAUGGUCAGCCGCGGCAGCACGAAGCAAGCGGAGGAGCUCGGCAAGCUGGAAAACAACGAUCUGUACGGGAUGUUGCGCUUCGGCGUUGAC
Molecule: messenger RNA, 1713 nt
Organism: Micromonas pusilla CCMP1545
Lineage: Eukaryota; Viridiplantae; Chlorophyta; Mamiellophyceae; Mamiellales; Mamiellaceae
Exons: 2
Cellular component (GO): nucleus
Molecular function (GO): ATP binding; DNA binding; ATP-dependent chromatin remodeler activity
Source: RefSeq, a predicted model, not a curated record